GUUUGUGUGGGUGAGGCAGAGAGAGAGAGUACGGGCUGAGGUGUCCCUGGCGAACCUGUUGUGGUGUCUUCCGGGACCCUUCGCUGGGACUGCGGGCGGGGCUGACGUUUCCUCGGGAGCGGGGAAGGGGGAAAACACAGCUGCCAGGGCAGGAGGAAGGGGGGGGAAGGCCAUGAAGCGGUCGCGGAGCCUGGAGGACUCGGGAGGCUGAAGCUGCAUCCUCCCCCCUCUGCUCCUAUCCCUAUCCCUCCCCUCAUCCCUCCCCCCCCCCCCCCGAGCCUGGCCCCCUGCAUCGCAAGUCCUCACUCCUCCAUCUUCUUUCCCUUUUCUACCUACCCCUCCCCUCCACCUGUCCAUGCUUGAACUUUGACAGCACUGCUACCCCACCUUGUCUGGGACCAACUCAUCCUGGGCAAGUUAUUCCUUGGGGCCGGUGGGGGAGAAUCGUGUGACCCCUGACCCCUUGCUCUAGUGAAGGUGCUACACUCCCUCCCGCCCCCUCCCUUGGCAUCCCGAGUCCCCGUUUACCCCAGGCUGGGGCUAGAAGAGAGGGGUCAUUGACCCUUACCCUUUCAGCAAUGGCCGCGUCUAACUGGGGUCUGAUCAUGAACAUUGUGAACAGCAUUGUGGGGGUCAGUGUGCUCACCAUGCCCUUCUGCUUUAAACAGUGUGGCAUUAUCCUGGGAGCCCUACUGUUGAUUUUCUGUUCCUGGAUGACACACCAGUCCUGCAUGUUCUUAGUGAAGUCAGCCAGCCUUAGCAAACGCAGGACCUAUGCAGGCUUAGCUUUUCAUGCCUAUGGAAAAGCAGGAAAAAUGCUGGUGGAGACCAGUAUGAUUGGGCUGAUGUUGGGAACCUGCAUUGCCUUCUACGUUGUCAUUGGUGAUUUGGGAUCAAACUUCUUUGCUCGGUUGCUUGGACUUGAGGUGCCUGGCAACUUCCGGAUAUCCCUACUCUUUGUUGUCUCCCUGUUCAUUGUGCUUCCACUGAGCCUCCAGAGGAACAUGAUGGCUUCCAUACAGUCCUUCAGUGCCAUGGCUCUCAUGUUCUACACAGUGUUUAUGUUUGUGAUAGUAUUGUCUUCUCUCAAACAUGGCCUUUUCGGUGGGCAGUGGCUGGAGCGGGUUAGUUACAUCCGUUGGGAGGGCAUUUUUCGUUGCAUUCCUAUCUUCGGCAUGUCUUUUGCCUGUCAGUCCCAGGUUUUGCCUACCUAUGACAGCCUAGACGAACCAUCAGUUAAAAUAAUGAGCUCCAUAUUUGCUUCAUCGCUUAAUGUGGUCACCACCUUUUACAUUACGGUAGGAUUUUUUGGCUAUGUCAGCUUCACAGAAGCUAUUGCUGGCAAUGUGUUAAUGAAUUUCCCUUCUAAUCUGGUGACUGAAAUGAUUCGAGUGGGAUUCAUGAUGUCUGUGGCUGUUGGGUUUCCCAUGAUGAUUCUGCCAUGCAGACAAGCAUUGAACACUCUUCUCUUUGAGCAGCAGCAAAAAGAUGGUACCUUUGCGGCUGGAGGUUAUAUGCCCCCUCUUCGGUUUAAAGCUCUCACGCUUGGAAUCGUGUUUGGAACCAUGGUUGGUGGAAUCAUGAUCCCAAAUGUGGAGACGAUCCUAGGCCUUACUGGUGCUACAAUGGGAAGUCUCAUCUGCUUCAUCUGCCCUGCUCUUAUUUAUAAGAAAAUCCAUAAGAAUGCCCUUUCCUCACAGUUCAUUCUGUGGAUAGGCUUGGGGAUUCUCUUGAUUAGUACAUAUACUACCCUGUCUGUGAGUGAGGAGGCCCCUGUGAAAGUGGAAAAGAUAGAAGCUGCUGGUCAUCUUGGAGAAAUCAAAAAUCUGAUGGAUGCAGAUUCUGCCAAAAUAUCAGUCCAGAACCCAGUUGUUGAAGUGGCCAAGGACAACCGUGAUAAGCCGAAACUGCCGAACAAGAAAGAUGAAGUGGAGCCACCUCAGAUCAGAGGUCCUGUGAAUGUUCCCCAAAGGGAUGAGCACAAGGAGAAGCAGGAGGAGGUGCAGCUUGAUCGUCCUGAUCAAGGUAUUGCUUUACCUGUGGGAGAAGCCCACCGCCAUGAGCCUCCAGUGCCACAUGAUGAAGUUGUGGUAGAUGAGGGUCAAGACAGAGAAGAACCAGAGAAGGAGAAACUCCCAUCCAAAGAUGAAAAUGCCCCCGGGGCGUUAGAUAGAGCACCAGCCCUGGACCAUGAAAAUUCUGAAAAAGAGAAAAAUGAACCACAGAACAAAGAGAAAGAGAAUCAGGCCUCAAAAGCACUGGACCGUCCGCCUGAAGAUCUCCAAAGGAUCCUAGAAGCAAAUGGCCAGCCAGCCAAACAGCCAGCACGUGAAGACCUAGGGCCAGGCAAUAAAGAGCUUCAGCCAGGGGCCCAAGUGGUAAUUUCCAAUGACCAGAAGAAAGCCAAUCCUGUGGAUGAAAGGAAGAAUGCAAAUGACGUUCAAUUGCCAGGAAAAGUGGGGGAGAUUAUGAAGUCCAUGGAAAAGAUUGAUGCUGGUGGGAAGGCUCUUCUCCCCCCAGAGAAACCAGAUCUGAUCUUAGGACAAAAUCCUGAGCUGAGAGAGAUAAGAAAUGUUGAAGGGCAACAGGAAGACAACCCAGGCAGCAAGUUAGAAGCUGAGAUUAAAAAGCUAGUAGCAGAAGCUGGCAAGGCAGAGAUGCUUGAUCAUGUGGUCCUGUUGCAAGUGAUUAAAGAACAGCAGGUGCAGCAAAAGCGGCUGCUGGACCAGCAGGAGAAGCUGCUGGCCGUGAUCGAAGAGCAGCACAAGGAGAUCCACCAGCAGAGGCAGGACGAAGAUGGCGGUGAUAGGCCAAAGCAAGAAAUACAGCCUGAAGCAGGUGGCAUUCCUAUGAAUACAGAGAAGGAAAAUCAAGACCCAAAAGUUGGGGAAUCAGUCAAGAACGUUCUUAGACAGGGUUUGGAAGCUCCGGUCCAUCCCAGAGAGCAGCAGCAGCAUCCUGGUGAGGAGCCUGAUCAGACUGCUGGGAAGAAUAAAGCUCCUUCUUUCGGUGUCAGCAUUGGCACUGAGCUCAAGGUUCCCAAGGCCAGGCCCCAGGACAGCAAGAAGGGUGAUGUUCAGCAUGACACAUCCAAAGCAGGUAACCCUGAGGGGUACAUGGGAGAUGCCCUUCAUAAGAACUUGUUACAGGCUGAUGUGAAGCAUCUCAUGGGGCCUGGAGGAAACCCAAAAGGGAAGAAACUUGAAGUUCAGGAAUUGCCUGGAAAAAGUCAGGAAGAACAGGCGAGAGGCUCCCAAGAGAAAAGGAAAGCUGCAAAAGGGGCAGCAGUACUUCCUACCGCAGUCCUCCCCAAAGAGGGAGGAGCUGAGAUGAGAGACUCUGAAGUGAAGACCCACAUAAUUAGGCAGGAUGGUUCUCAGCCCCAGAAAUCGCUACAUCAGCAGAAACGCCAGAGCGAGUCAGAUAGCGACAGGCACAAUGACCUAAAUCACGCAAGUCAUAUGGAGGCAAGAAAAGAUGCCCUCGCUGCUAACGGCAGCCCUGGUGUGGAGAAUCAGCAGGAACCAGGGGAGGAGAAUGUCCAGGAUCCUGAGCAGCUAGAUCCCGAGCACGGACUGAAAUUGCCCAAUCAGAAGUCUGAUAAUGGAAAACCUAACCGGGAACUAAAAUCUCAAGUUGGUUCUGACCUUCGGAGGAGACGGCGAGAUUUGUCUCCUUAUCCUGUGGAGGAGACAGCUCAGAAGGAUGGUAUUCUCAUCAGCUUCAACUCCUUGCCAGCUGUGAAUGUGGACAAUUUGAGAAGUGCAUUGGAGACUCAACUUCAUCAAGCUUUGCAGGUUGUUCAGAGCAGACAGAUUAAACAGUUGCCAGUGUCUCAGAAGGAGGUCUGAUCUGCCCAUGCUAAUGACUAAAGCUUGUUUACUGUGGUUGAGCUGAUAAACCAUGGGCAUUUUAACAUUCAGGAAGCAAGUUGCUGUACCUGCCCUACCUUUUAUCUUAGCUAUGCUAAACUUGAUGGGUGGGGCAUUUGGGGAGAAUAUUUGUGAAUUCUGGGUACCAUAAUUGGAAUGAUUUCCUCCAUUGAUUUUUUUUUUUACAUACUCCAAUCACUGAUCAGUGCUUUCAGAGAAAAACUCACUUUGACCCCAAAGAUUGCUAUGCUCUCCAAGCCUUAAGCUGCCAUUUCUUAAGGAUCUCAUAGCAUUGUAUCACAGAGAAUUAUUUCUAAAAUUUUCCCUUAUUCUACCUGCUUUGUGGCAAGUAAAAAAAUACUGUAAAUUUUGUUUCCAAAUCUGCAGCACUUUAUUGAAUGAGGGAAAACUGUCCUCUACAUUAGCCAUUUGAGAUCUUACACAGUCUUUAGGUUUCUGAGGAAACCCUUCUGCUAUUAAAGCCUUUAAGUUAAAUUAAUAACUAACCACCCCAAUGUCUGCUGAUUUUUUUUUCUCUGCUUGUUUCUACAUCAGACCAAUUCCUACAUAUAUGAGAAAGGAAACCCUGAACAUAAUGUAUAUAAAGUGCUUUAUAGACCUUUAAAGCACUAUAUAAAUGUCUGCUCAUAGUAUUAUCAAUUGCUUGAUCUAGUUACAUGCUUUUAGUUUGCUGAGAUUAAUUCCAUUGCAUUUGAUAUACUGAGAUGUAUCAGGUGGACCAAAAUUGUAUUAUAAGGAGGUUUCAUCAUUUCACAUAGUUUUUUCUUCCUCCUGAGUUUAUAUUGUGAGCAUUGUGACUAGAAACACUUAAUUUCUGCACUUAAGAAUUUAUUUUUUAACCAGACCUGUGAUUUCAUAGCUGUAGGGAGCGCUCAAUGAGAAUUUUCUCUACCAAGAGAUCUGCACCUUUUUCAGAACUUACGGUCAGAAUUGCCUGGUAUACUUGGAGGUUAAGUGACUUGACCAGGGUCACACAAGUAGUAUAUGCCAGAAGUGGGACAUGAAGCCAGGUCUUCCUGACUUGAGGCUAGCACUAUGGCAUCAUGAAAACUAUUUGAUAUUUGAGACUUCAGUGAGUUUGUAUUUGAAAUUAAUGAAUAAAGGCAAAUGUCUGUAAGAAAGGCAACAUGGUAUAGUGGAUAGAAGGCCAGCCAAAGAGUCAGGAAGACCUGCGUUCAGGUGCUGUCUCUGGUGCAUACUGGCUUUGUGACUCUAGGCAAGUCACUUAGACGUUCAGUGACCCCAACAGCUGAAGGAAAGUUGCCAAUUUACAUCUAUAGAGGGCAUUUCCACACUAGGAAGUCCACAUACUGAUGGAAUCAGACAUCUGAAUUCCUUUCUUUCCCCUCAUCCAAUAUCAUAUGUAUAUUGUUCAAAAUCAGUCUGAUCUCUAUUUUAAAAAUUCAUGUCUACUUAGAUAAAUCAAUUUAGUAUUGAGGUGAAGGACUUUUCAUUUAAAAAAAAAAAAAAGCUCCACAAUUCCAGGUGGGUUAAGAACAGUGAUGGUAGGGCAGCUAGGUGGCGCAGUGGAUAAAGCACUGGCCCUGGAGUCAGGAGGACCUGAGUUCAAAUCCGGCCUCAGACACUUGACACUUACUAGCUGUUUGACCCUGGGCAAGUCACUUAACCCUCAUUGCCCCGCAAAAAAAACAAAAAACAAAAAAAGAACACUGAGACUUUUUAAGUUGAAGUACAUAGUAUACAUAAUCUCAAUCCAAAAACACAGUUAAACUCUAGCAAACCUAGUGCUAUGAACCUAAGUCACUCUUCCAAUUCAUGCUAGGAUUUCAUAAACAGGAAUGGCCCCAGACAACUUCUUUGCUUCAGGAGAGAGUGAAGAUGAUUUUUUUUGGAUGUCAAUGGUACUUACUCCAUCUAGAAAAGAGGAACUAUAGAAAAAGCACUAACAACUGUCUUCAACACUUGCUUGCUCUAAUGUAUAUUUCCAUCCCAAACUCCAAUCAUCCUUUCCCUUUUUUAUAUCAUGGUAGCUAUUUUAGCCUUAAUCUUAUGAAAUUAAGCCAGGAGAGUCGGGAUAUGGGUUUUAUUAUCAAAGAAGCACAGCUAAUCUUGGAGUUAGUUGUUUUUUUUUUAAAUCAUCUUUUUCUUUAAGGGCAGAAAAGCUUGUGAUGUUUGGGAAAGCCCUCUGUUCUUUGUGUCUCGUGAACAAUGCAAUUCAGUCAUUUGAUUUACCUAAGUGUCUUGUUGGGAUGUGACACUCAGAGCAGGACAUUUUGCUCUCAACUCUAAAAGCAAAGGGAGGAGAGGCGUUGUUUCAUACUGCUACUAGCCCUUUAUGGUUCUCCAUUGGUGAUUAGGUACAGAUCUCUUCAAGCUUUUGGGGGCACAUCAUCAUAUGGUCAGAUUUUUAUGGGGAACAUUGAAAAACCAUGUGAUAAAGAGUCUGUUCUGUUUUGGUUGAUGUGAUAUUUAGGAUAAAAGGACCAAAGACACUUAAAACAUUCCAGAGAAAAUGUAAUGUAGCCAAGGGUGCUUAGAAAACACAGCCUUGGCCUUACAAAGGAAAGACAAGAUCAGGGAGCUCCUGUCUCCCCCCCUCCCCUGCAGCUUUUGCAGCAGCUCUGUAAAAGAUUUUUUUAAUUUAAAAUUUAAAUUGCUGUUGAGAUUUUGUGCUUACAUCACCUUAAUUUUCUAUCGUAUCCCUAUCCCUCCCCUUUUAACCAACAAUAAAAAAGAAGGGACAGGAAACAUUUGAGUAAAACUAACCACAUCAACUAAGCCUGACUUAUUCAGUGUUUUGCACCCAUGUCCCCCACCUUAUUAGUUUUCAUUUUUAGUAUAACUGCUUAAACUCAAAGGCUUUAGGGGAAAAACCAGAUCUUCUAAAAGAACUGAGGAUUAGGAAAUGAAUGUUGGGGUUUUUUUUUAAAGUGAAAGUAUUUUGAGCUGAGCUAUGGUCAUUGAACUACAGUUUUCAUACAUAGUUUCCAACAGAUCUUUCGGUUGUAUGUAUGUAUGUAUUUUAAUAAACACACCAAAGCAAUCCUAUGUUGUCCAAUUCCCUUAACAUGUUCUUUUAAAAUGAUAACUUUGAUCAUUGCAUCCUUUACCAUGAAAUUUUUCAUUCUGCUUUCUUGAAUAAUGUAACCCUUUUCUUAUUUCUCCAGCAUUAGACACCCUGGUGGUGCUUGAUUAUUUCCCAGGUUAACUCAUUGGAGUAGAACCAGGGUCCCAACCAGUUGGGCAACAGCCACCCUUUCCCAAGGCAUUUUCGCUCAUGAGGGACUUGGUGACUAGAAAACUACUAUUCAGUUGUCAGAAUUUAUUGAGCGUGGAAGGCACUGAGUACAAAGACCAAAUUGUCCCUCCCUUUGAGGGGCUUCCUGUCUGUGGGAGAAGACAAAUAUGCAUAUAUAAGCAUAUGCAAAAGCCAACCUAGGUAAAGGCAAGGAAGUUUUAGGCAAUAGGGUGAUCAGCAAAAGCCUCACAUAGGAAGCACCAUAAGGAAAAGUAGUGACAUGGUCAGAUGUGUGCUGUAUUAUCACUUUGACAGUUGUAUGGGAGAUGGAUUGGAAAGGAAGGGACUGAAGACAAGAGGGCCAACCAGGCUAUUUCCAUUAUCCAAAUAGCAAAUGAUAAAGACCUGAAACUAAGGUAGUAGCUGUGAGAAGAAAGUAGGAGGCAGAUAUAUUGUGGAGCUAGAACUGAUGAUACUCAGCAACUAAUUAGUGAGGAAGAGGAGAAAAAAGUAAAAGGUGGCUCCAAACUUGUGAGCCAUGGGGGCUGGAAGGAUGGAGGUGCUCUCAACAGAAAUGGAGGGAGAAGGAAAUAGUUUCAUUUUGGACCUCCUGAGAGAUGUCUUUAGAGAGAGGCCGGAGGUCAGGAAGACCCUAGUUCAAAUACAACUUCAGACUUGUGUGACCCUGGGCAAAUCACUGGACCUGCUUGCCUCAGUUUCUUCAUCUGUAAAGUGGGGAUUGUUAUGGGGGUUGGGAAACUGGCCCACUAGCUAAAGGACAAACACACCUUGAGAAGAGAGAUAAGCCCAUUAGGUAUGAUUGCUGCCAGGACCGAGAUAACUCCAGAACUCCUCUCAUUCAAGCCUUCACUCAAGCUUUCUCCACCCCCAAAGGGAACUUUCCAUUGUCAGGAUGGGGACCCCAUCUACCAUCUAUAAAAGCUAUGGCCUUUCUCCUGUUAGAGGAGAUAGGUAUCUCAGAGAACCAUG
Molecule: messenger RNA, 8082 nt
Organism: Dromiciops gliroides (monito del monte)
Lineage: Eukaryota; Metazoa; Chordata; Mammalia; Microbiotheria; Microbiotheriidae
Gene: SLC38A10
Product: solute carrier family 38 member 10
Exons: 17
Coding region: 579-3851 (1090 amino acids)
Biological process (GO): amino acid transmembrane transport
Molecular function (GO): amino acid transmembrane transporter activity
Source: RefSeq, a predicted model, not a curated record